Messenger RNA from Quercus robur (English oak), 498 nucleotides. RefSeq lists its product as uncharacterized. Gene Ontology annotation, biological process: DNA integration. Gene Ontology annotation, molecular function: nucleic acid binding. The transcript is spliced from 2 exons. Lineage: Eukaryota; Viridiplantae; Streptophyta; Magnoliopsida; Fagales; Fagaceae. Bases 1 to 498 code for a protein of 165 amino acids. The record is from RefSeq and is a predicted model, not a curated record.
AUGACAUCGAUCGUAUCUUUCCUCCAAGAUAGACACCUCCUUCAGGAUGCCGAGGAAGACAAGAAGAUCCAGAAGAGGGCAUCCAGAUUUACAAUCCUAAAUGACGUCUUAUACAAAAGUGGUUUCUCCAUACCUUACUUGAAGUGUGUCAAUGAAGAGGAAGCCAAGUACAUCCUGGAAGAAAUCCAUGCUGGCCCUAGAUCCUUGGUGAGCAAGGUCAUUCGAACAGGUUAUUUCUGGCCUACAAUGCAGAUGGAUGCAGUAGAGCUCGUCAAAAAGUGUGACAAGUGUCAAAGGUUUGAGAUUCCAAGGACGAUCAUAUCAGAUAAUGGGCGGCAGUUGAACAGCCAGGGCUUCAGGGACUUCUGUUCAGGCCUAGGCAUCAAAAACCAGAUCUUAUCCCCAGGGCAUCCACAAGCGAAUGGACAGACGGAGGUGACGAAUUGGACACUACUUAAGAUAAUCAGAGCUAAGCUAGACGACACGAAGGGUGCCUAG